This is a messenger RNA of Electrophorus electricus (electric eel), 1019 nucleotides long. It is a transcript of the gene eef1akmt1, whose product is annotated as EEF1A lysine methyltransferase 1. The record is from RefSeq and is a predicted model, not a curated record. NCBI's taxonomy places the organism in Eukaryota, Metazoa, Chordata, Actinopteri, Gymnotiformes, Gymnotidae. Gene Ontology annotation, molecular function: nucleic acid binding; protein-lysine N-methyltransferase activity. Gene Ontology annotation, biological process: methylation.
GCGAGCAGUUGCGCGGAGUCUGAGCGUGUUUGUCCACGGACGCUUGCCAUACUGUUAGACGAAAAAGACCACGCAAGACGCGUUACAGGGGGAGCUGGGUGCAUUCACUUUAAAAUCCGUUCCCGUUUAGCGACCUUGCCAUGAUCGAUGGCGACGGCGACGACGACGACAUGCCGCGGCUGUCGGCCGCUACUGUUGCGGCCCUGCGGGAGUUCUGUGCCGCCAGCAUGGAAGAAGCGGCACGGCUCUCUGACCAGUACACCGUGGGCGCCCUGCGAGAGGACUGGGGUAUGAGCCAGUUCUGGUAUAGUAAUGAGACGGCUGCGCGCUUAGCUGAGGAAGCCAUAGAGCAAGCAGGAAAACAAGGAAGAAUAGCCUGCGUCAGCGCACCCAGUGUGUACCAGAAACUUAAGCAGCUGGCGUCGCAGAAGGAAAACUGUUCGUCGGCCGUGCUGUUCGAGUUCGACCGCCGAUUCUCUGCUUAUGGCGACGAGUUUGUCUUCUAUGACUACAGCAACCCGCUGUGUUUGCCUGAGGAGGUUCUUCCGCAGAGCUUUGACAUCGUGAUCGCAGAUCCCCCGUACCUGUCGGAGGAGUGUCUCAGUAAGGUGGCGCUCACUCUGAAAUACCUGACCAAAAGCAAGAUCCUGCUUUGUACAGGGGCCAUCAUGGAGGAGCUUGCAGGGAAACUUAUGGGGUUGAAAAUGUGCACUUACCUUCCAAAACACACUCACAAUCUCGCCAACGAAUUCCGGUGUUAUGUGAACUAUGAGUCAAGGCUUUUCUCGUAAACCAAGCUUGGUAUGGACGUUGAAUCCUUCUUAAAUGAUCACAAAGUAACUACAACCCUGAACUGCUGAGCAUUCAAACAUCCCCACAUACAUACUUUGUUACUGACUACCAUAAAAAGAAAAAACAACGGUGUAAACUGUGCUAGACCAUCCAAACUGUGGUGAGCCAGUUUUGGCAUUUAUUAUUGUGAUUAUCACUUGUAAAUAUUAAACCGAUUGGUAUCUUGA